Messenger RNA from Neomonachus schauinslandi (Hawaiian monk seal), 1684 nucleotides. It is a transcript of the gene CADM3, whose product is annotated as cell adhesion molecule 3. The record is from RefSeq and is a predicted model, not a curated record. The coding region runs from base 161 to 1453 and encodes 430 amino acids. The transcript has 10 exons. Gene Ontology annotation, biological process: homophilic cell-cell adhesion. Gene Ontology annotation, cellular component: presynaptic membrane. Lineage: Eukaryota; Metazoa; Chordata; Mammalia; Carnivora; Phocidae.
CAGCAGCGCCGGCUCCCUCCCGGUCCCCGCCUCGGCCCCGGGCUCCGAAGCGGCUCGGGGGCGCCCUGUCGGUCAGCGUCGUCGCCCACCCCCUGCCCAGCCCCCGCCCCCGGGGACCCAGGCUCGCCGGCGCGCAGCGGGGAGCCGGCCGGGACGCGCCAUGGGGGGCCCCUCCGCCCUGCCCCUGCUGCUGCUCCUGGCCUGCUGCGGGGCGCCCGGCGGGGCCAACCUCUCCCAGGACGGCUACUGGCAGGAGCAGGAUUUGGAGCUGGGAACUCUGGCUCCACUCGGCGAGGCCAUCAGCUCCACAGUCUGGAGCAGCUCUGACAUGCUGGCCAGUCAAGAUAGCCAGCCCUGGACAUCGGACGAGACAGUGGUGGCUGGUGGCACUGUGGUGCUCAAGUGCCAAGUGAAAGAUCAUGAGGACUCGUCUCUGCAGUGGUCUAACCCUGCCCAGCAGACUCUCUACUUUGGCGAGAAGAGAGCCCUUCGUGAUAAUCGGAUCCAGCUGGUUAGAUCCACACCCCAUGAGCUCAGCAUCAGCAUCAGCAACGUGGCCCUGGCGGAUGAGGGCGAGUACACCUGCUCCAUCUUCACCAUGCCCGUGAGGACCGCCAAGUCCCUCGUCACUGUGCUCGGAAUCCCACAGAAGCCCAUAAUUACUGGCUACAAGUCCUCAUUACGGGAAAAGGAGACAACCACCCUAAACUGUCAGUCUUCUGGAAGCAAACCUGCAGCCCAGCUCACCUGGCGGAAGGGCGACCAAGAGCUCCACGGAGAACCAACCCGCGUUCAGGAAGAUCCCAAUGGUAAAACCUUCACUGUGAGCAGCUCAGUGACAUUCCAGGUUUCCCGUGAGGAUGAUGGGGCUGACAUCGUAUGCUCUGUGAACCAUGAAUCUCUAAAGGGAGCUGACAGAUCCACCUCUCAACGCAUCGAAGUUCUAUACACACCGACGGCGAAGAUUAGGCCAGACCCCCCACACCCCCGCGAGGGCCAGAAACUGCUACUCCACUGUGAGGGCCGUGGCAAUCCCGUACCCCAGCAGUACCUGUGGGAGAAGGAGGGCAGUGUGCCCCCGCUAAAGAUGACCCAGGAGAGUGCCCUGAUCUUCCCCUUCCUCAACAAGAGCGACAGUGGGACGUAUGGUUGCACGGCCACCAGCAACAUGGGCAGCUACAAGGCCUACUACACGCUCAAUGUGAACGACCCCAGCCCGGUACCCUCGUCCUCCAGCACAUACCACGCCGUCAUUGGUGGGAUCGUGGCAUUCAUCGUCUUCCUGCUGCUCAUCCUGCUCAUCUUCCUCGGCCACUACUUGAUCCGGCACAAAGGAACCUACCUGACACAUGAGGCCAAAGGCUCGGACGACGCCCCGGACGCAGACACGGCCAUCAUCAAUGCAGAAGGCGGGCAGUCGGGCGGGGACGACAAGAAGGAGUAUUUCAUCUAGAGGCGCCCAGCCACCUCCUGCGCCCCCCAGGGGCCCCACGGGGACUGCUGGGGCCAUCACCAACCUGGACUUGUACAGAGCGACCCCAGGGCCGCCCCUCCCGCUUGCUCCCCAGCCCUCCCCACCCCCCUGUACAGAAUGUCUGCUUUGGGUGCGGUUUUGUACUCGGUUUGGAAUGGGGAGGGAGGAGGGCGGGGGGGAGGGAGGGUUGCCCUCAGCCCUUUCCGUGGC